CCUGAGUUAUGAGUGUCCUCGUACUUACUGUACAUUAUUUUAUUUUCUCUUUCUCUAGAAUCCGGCAACCAUCACCAGAAUACUACUUAGCCAUUUCAACUGGGAUAAAGAGAAGCUGAUGGAGAGGUACUUUGAUGGGAACCUGGAGAAGCUCUUUGCUGAGUGUCACGUAAUUAACCCCAGUAAAAAGUCUCGAACACGUCAGAUGAACACAAGGUCAUCAGCCCAGGACAUGCCCUGUCAGAUCUGCUAUCUGAACUACCCCAACUCGUACUUCACUGGCCUAGAGUGUGGACAUAAGUUCUGUAUGCAGUGCUGGAGCGAAUAUUUAACUACCAAAAUAAUGGAGGAAGGCAUGGGACAGACUAUUUCAUGCCCUGCUCAUGGCUGUGAUAUCUUAGUUGACGACAAUACAGUUAUGCGUCUGAUCACAGAUUCAAAGGUUAAAUUAAAGUACCAGCAUUUAAUAACUAAUAGUUUUGUAGAGUGUAAUCGACUGUUAAAAUGGUGUCCUGCCCCAGACUGCCACCAUGUUGUUAAAGUUCAAUAUCCUGAUGCUAAACCUGUUCGCUGCAAAUGUGGACGUCAGUUUUGCUUUAACUGCGGUGAGAAUUGGCAUGAUCCUGUUAAGUGCAAGUGGUUAAAGAAGUGGAUUAAGAAGUGUGAUGAUGACAGUGAAACUUCCAAUUGGAUUGCAGCAAACACAAAGGAAUGUCCCAAAUGCCAUGUGACCAUCGAAAAGGAUGGAGGCUGCAACCACAUGGUCUGUCGGAACCAGAACUGUAAAGCAGAGUUCUGUUGGGUGUGUCUUGGCCCUUGGGAGCCACAUGGAUCUGCCUGGUACAACUGUAAUCGCUACAAUGAGGAUGAUGCAAAGGCAGCAAGAGAUGCACAGGAGGAAUUAACACAGCGAUCCAGAGCAGCCCUGCAGAGGUACCUGUUCUACUGCAACCGCUACAUGAACCACAUGCAGAGCCUGCGCUUUGAGCACAAACUCUAUGCUCAGGUGAAGCAGAAAAUGGAAGAGAUGCAGCAGCACAACAUGUCGUGGAUCGAGGUGCAAUUCCUGAAGAAAGCAGUUGACGUCCUCUGCCAGUGUCGUGCCACACUCAUGUACACUUAUGUCUUUGCCUUCUACCUCAAAAAGAAUAACCAGUCCAUUAUCUUCGAGAAUAACCAAGCAGACUUAGAGAAUGCUACAGAGGUGCUUUCUGGGUACCUGGAGCGAGAUAUUUCCCAAGAUUCGCUGCAAGACAUCAAGCAGAAAGUACAAGAUAAGUACAGAUACUGCGAGAGUCGACGAAGAGUUUUGUUGCAGCAUGUGCAUGAAGGCUAUGAGAAGGACCUGUGGGAGUACAUUGAGGACUGAGACUGGCCCUGCAUAAAACGAACUCUGAAAACUUUACCAUCUAGAGUGCUCAUGCAAUUAAAACAAAACACACACAAAAAGAGGCACUACGCCUAUUACACCGCUGGGUCUGUAGUAAUGGGAUUCUGUUUUGCUAACAGAAAAUUUAAGUAAAUUAUAUUGUAAUAAAAAAGGUAGAUAAACCAUUGUACAACAGUAUUCUAGGCGGCCAAUAAGAGUGUGACAGAUGCACUAAAAAAACCCUCCAACUUUAACUUGUAACGUAGCUUCAUUCUCCAAGCCGACUCCUUUUUUCUUUUCUUUUUUUCCUGUGUGUAGUACAGAUGAAAUUUAAACCAGUUUCUUGACACCGCUUUUCAUGUCCAAACCAGCCAUUUUGAUGUACUUUGGUAAGGGGUUCUCCCUCUCCCUCCUCCUCCUCACACACCCAAGUUCAUGAAUGAAUGUUGAUUGGCUCAUUGUAAAGAUGAUUCUCGGGAAGGGGAGGAGGGGGGUACAUAGCAAGGAAAAAACUUUGUAUAUGACUUUUAAAACAAAAGAGGACAACAGUAUUUUUCAAAAUUGUAUAUAGCGCAUAUGCAUGGACAAAGAGCAAGCGUGGCACGUGUUUGCAUAAUGUUUAAUUACAAAAAAUAUUUAUUCUUUAAAAAUCUUCAAGAUUAUGUCUAUUUGCUGUGCAUUUUCUUUGGGUUUGCUUUUUUUAGCCCGGGGAUUGGGGUGGGAGAAGUGUGUGCUGGUGCAGUGACUCUUUUGAAGGCUUUUACGUGAGAAGUCAAGUUUCUCCUCUUCCUGCAUCGUUGAUUCCCUGGCCUCCAUGGUUUGUGUCCAUUGCUGGCAACGGAACUGUCCCCUCAUAAGGCAAACCGAUUAACUUGGUGUGCGUUUCAUUAGAGACGAAUGCAUGUUGCCAUUCAGGAUGCUUUGUCUUUUUCACCCAGAAUGUUAUCUGCCCAAAUCAAACCUAGCUAUUCCCAUGCCACCAGGACCUGGGCUCUGAACCUGGCUAAGAAUCAAACCUAUAAGAAGUGUGUUAGGAAUUUUUCGUUUGAUGGAGGAAAAGGGGGGUACUCGCUGACCACUUCUCAAAGAGCAUUGAAAGAGUUUAACUGUGGAUCUCCUCUCCUUUCCCGUUUGGUAUCAAAUGGAACGUUCCUUGCUGGUUUGAGUUUCACUUACGUUAUUACAAAUGGUGACGUUAAAAAGGAAGAUGGUGGAAUUGUCUGUUUGUUUUGGGCUCAGUUAUUGGGCAAACUAUCCUGGCAAAUAUUAAACACUCCAUCUAGUGCAGUAGCAAUUGAAAUCAUUGGGAUAUUUUUUCAAUUAAAAGGGUUAAGAGUUCUA
This is a messenger RNA of Pelodiscus sinensis (Chinese soft-shelled turtle), 2710 nucleotides long. The record is from RefSeq and is a predicted model, not a curated record. NCBI's taxonomy places the organism in Eukaryota, Metazoa, Chordata, Testudines, Trionychidae.